AUGGAACAAAAAUCAUACUCCAUCGUAUUCAUUAAAUUUUCUGCAUUUAUUUUUUUAACUUGGAUAUGUUAUAUUAGUUGUGAAGUGAACAAGUUUACAGAAUCAUUCAGUGUUAACAGUAAAAUUAGAAUAAAAUUAGAUGCAAGAAUACAUCGAUUACUGGCAAAGUAUAAGCAGAAUAGGGAUUCAUAUAUUGUAGAGCUAAAUGAUGUUAUGCCAAAUAGAGCUGAAUACGAAAAAAAAAAUAUAUCUAAUAAUAAAGAAGGAACCAAAGGAAAAAACAAAGAAUACUAUAAAAGCUCAUUAAAUAAGGCACAAUUCUACACAGAAGUUAUGGAUUAUAAUAAUGUAAUGUUUGAUGGAAAGCAUUUUCAUUUUGAAAAAAAAUUUAUCAGAAAAAAAGAUUAUGAUGAUUUUCUUCAAAAUAGCAGAAGAAUCCAUGACAUAGAUUUAAAAAAAAUAAAAUUUAGAAGUUAUAGUUUUGGAGUUAUUAUAUUUAUACUUUUUUGCUUGUUGGGAAAGGGUUGCCUAUAUUACGUGCAUUAG
Messenger RNA from Plasmodium malariae, 546 nucleotides. Its product is annotated as fam-m protein. Lineage: Eukaryota; Apicomplexa; Aconoidasida; Haemosporida; Plasmodiidae. The record is from RefSeq and is a predicted model, not a curated record. Bases 1 to 546 code for a protein of 181 amino acids. The transcript has 2 exons.